This is a messenger RNA of Ctenopharyngodon idella (grass carp), 5765 nucleotides long. RefSeq names its product Kv channel interacting protein 3b, calsenilin (gene kcnip3b). The coding region runs from base 4684 to 5373 and encodes 229 amino acids. NCBI's taxonomy places the organism in Eukaryota, Metazoa, Chordata, Actinopteri, Cypriniformes, Xenocyprididae. Gene Ontology annotation, cellular component: nucleus; voltage-gated potassium channel complex. Gene Ontology annotation, molecular function: calcium ion binding; RNA polymerase II cis-regulatory region sequence-specific DNA binding; DNA-binding transcription repressor activity, RNA polymerase II-specific. The transcript is spliced from 8 exons. Gene Ontology annotation, biological process: negative regulation of transcription by RNA polymerase II; regulation of potassium ion transmembrane transport. The record is from RefSeq and is a predicted model, not a curated record.
GAGUCCAAAUUUUCUGAAGAGACUUUAUGAUGAACAGAUUUAAUUUAGCUUCAUAAAAUUGAGUUUAAGCCACUAAAGUCACAUGGAGUACUUUAAUGAUGUCUUUUUCCUACCUUUCUUGACCUUGGAGUGGUAGUUGUGUUGGAUCUCUAUGAUGAGACAGAAACCUCUCAGACUUCAUCAAAAAGAUCUUAAUUUGUGUUCUGAAGAUGAACGAAAGUCUUAUGAAUGUGGAAUGACACAAGGGUAAUUAAUGACAGAAUUUUUAUUUUUGUGAGAACUAACACUUUAACAAUGAGACCAGGCUGCAAAUUGAAGUUCUUCGGGAAUGACUGGAAUCCCUUGUGGUUGCUCUUUUUUCUUUUUUUUUUUUUUGAGACUCAGUUUUAGGUCUCACAGGAGGAGGCAAUCGUAACAAUAAAAACACUUAUUUUAUUGGUUACAAUACAAAGCAGUUAAUGCAAAAAAUAAAACUUAAGCUAAAAGCUCUAUAAUCAAACUCUAAAGCACUCUUCUUCUUCUUCACUGUAGUCUUCGUCUGUCUCAUCUCCGCUUGGGGUUUAACACCUUCUCUUCACCCCUAUGUACUGUACCUUCUUGUUAACCUUUGUGGUUGGUUACAAAGCAUUACAUUCAGGAACCUAAUUUACACAAAUUUUACUCUCUCUCAUUCUGUUUCUAUAACAAACAAAGGAAGUCAAGUACACUCAUAUCCUUUUAAAUAUUACAUGUACCUUCAAAGCAAUAUUCGGGCAUCUUUAUACUCAAACAUAUGACAUUAACUUAAAAGCAAGCAAAAUAAUAUUUCUUUGAAACAGGAAAAUAACAAUAUUAAUAUCCAAAACACUCCCUGGACAUUUACAUUUAGAGAACAUAUUGAAAUGUUAUGUUCCCUUCGAUGUAUUCCUUAAAUUUUCUUUAAUUAGUCUUAAAAAGGUCUUAAAUUUACCAUCAUAAAACCUGCAGAAACCCUGUUGGUAGAUUGUGCUGGUUAUAAUAGAAAUGAGCUAAUUUCACACUAAUUUGCCCUGUUUAGUAUGAAGUCUGAAAGUCUGUUUAGCCUGAGUUUAGUGCCACACAAUUUAUAAUUUCCCUCCUGUCCUAUGUCAGUCCUAGUUCUUUCAGUAUCUUGCAUAAAUGUAAAAAAUUCUUCUGUUUUUUAAUUUUAUGCAGACAGAGAUUUUAGAGGGAGAUAAGAGAGUUUUAAAGUUAGUUUCUGGCAGGCUCCAAAGGCCAUGUCCUCUCUUCAUGUAUUGAUUUCCCCCAUCUCACUGAUGCCUGUGCCCGGUUUAAACUCAUGCAUUAAUAAGUGCAAACUCAUCAGCAAUCAUCUUUGCCCUCCUGCACUCAGAAUUAUGAUGGGGAAAGUUUUUCAUGCUAUCAGUGAUUGGAAUAUCUUCCUUUAACCCCUUCAGACCUGAAUUAUGUUCCACUGAGCAAAAAAAAAAUAAUUAUCCACUUGAUAUUUGCUCUUCUUUAAUGUAUAAAUGAGUCUAAAAAAAGAGAGGAGCAACAAAAAAUGAGUCAUAUUUUAACCAUACAGUUCUUAUGAGCUAGAGUUCAAACACAAUAUGUGAACUAUAGCAUUGAAGAUUUUGAAAAUAACACAUACUGUAAUAAAGAGCAAUGCAAUAAGAAUGUAGAGAAAAUGUAAGAUGAUAAGAUGAAUUCUCAAAAAACUUAUUUUAUUAUUUUUGUUGUUUGCAGUGAGUGAAUAUGUGUGUGUGUUUGUGGGUGUGUUUGUGUGUACUUGCUGGUUUUGAUAAAUAUAUUAGUGUGUGUGUGUGUGUGUGUGUGUGUGUGUGCGCGCGUUUUUGUGAUUUAUGAGGACACAAAUUUGUAUAAUGACAUGGGUAUUACACUGGUAUUACGACGUAAACAUGUUUUAUGAGGACAUUUCAUGAGUCCUCAUAUUUAAAAUAGCUUUAAAAACAUACUAAACAAUGUUUUAUUAAAAAUGCAGACAUUUUUCUGUGAUGGGUAGGUUUUGGGGUAGGGGCAGUGUAGGGGGAUAGAAUAUACAGUUUGUACAGUAUAAAAACCAUUACAUCUAUGGAAUGUCCUCACUAAGAUAGCAAAACAAACCUGUGUGUGCGUGUGUGUGUGUGUGUGCACUCAUUUCACAUUCGCCGUUUCUGUUUUUCACUAAAACUAAUGAAAAACUGAAUGACAGUUUAUGAUCACAUUAAAAACAUAAAAUCAGAUUAAAAAAAAUAUGAAUUAUUAAUUUUAUUAAGAUCUAAUGUCCAUUGUCAUGGACAUCAAACUUCAAAAAAUCCUUUGUUCUUCAUCUCUGAAAGAUCUUCAAAUUAACUCUGAAUAUUAUCACUUGAUACUAUUAAGAUGAUAAUAGGUGCAAGUUGAUGAACUACCAUGAACAUAAAUCUGCAUAUAAAAGAUAAAAAAGGAGCUCUUCCUCCUGUCUAGUUGGUUAGCCAUGCCUGUCAUUUGUGAUGCCUGAAGCUCAAUCAUAUUAAGCUAUGAGUCAUACUUUCAUUGUGAUUGGUAGAUCAGGCACCAAUCAGUGACCAGGCAGUACUUAUAUUAUAAAAACAUGAAAUCUUAUUGGUUUAAACCAAAAUAAAACAUACUUAAAACAUACUUUUUUUUUCUCAGGCAUAUGCUUAAUUUGAUAAUAAUUUUUGCUUUAAAUUUUGUUUUAUUUUGCAUGAUGUUUUGUCUUAAUUUUAUUAAUUUUGUUUUGUUUUCUUUUGAUAUAUUUUAUUAGUAUUUAAAUUGUAUUGUAUGAGGAUAUGUUUUGUCUUGUAUGUUGUGCAGCACUUUGGUCAGCAUUUAUGUUGUUUUGAAGGGCUAAAUAAAUAAACUUGACCUUGACCAAAAUCCAUGUGAUGUCCAUUCCAAUGGAUGCAGAGUCUGAAGCAUUUCUGAUUCUGAUGCACUAUUCUCAUAUUAGUAAAAACUACGGCUUACAUGAUAUGCUGAUUAAUCAAUCAAAAAAUCUAUAUUUUCUGGAAAAAAAAACUCAAUUUAUCAUUCAAAAACAUUAAAUAAUUGUUGCAGAUGUGUAAAAUAAUAAAUAGAAUUAAAUUACAAAACAGUGGUUUUAAAGAUCAAUGUAUUGUUUCCCCAUAUCAUUCAAUCAAAAUAUAUUGCAUAUAUAGUGCAUUUCACAAGUGAGUCCGUAGACUUCAGCAUCUCAUGUAUGAAUAUCACAUUUUUAAGAUGCUGUGUCAAAUUUAAAAUAUUCAAUGUUCACUUUGCUCCUCACUUUGAAUGGGCACGAAGCUUCUGGUUUCAUGCUUGGGCAGCUGAUGAGGAAAGAGAGCUGCAAACGCUACAGAUAGGCACAGUCAAGAUUUUCACAUAAUUUUUACACACGGAAGAGCCAUAAAAUAGUCAUAAUGCCCUUCCGAGCGAACACUUAAGAACAUGUUGAGUAAAGUAGACUGAGGCAGUAAUGUCAUGAUUCAUUAUAUGGAUGUUUUAAUAGAUGUUGUACAGUAGAUGCUGAGGAUAGACGUUAUUAGGCAAGUUUAAUUUUAGAUGGACUAGCCAGUCCACCCAUGAUGAAUGUGGCGUACAAAGUGGCAUAUCAAAUGAUUGCAUUUUAGUCUGUAUGUCUGUGUUUACUUUUAUUUAUUUACUUACCAUACUUUUAAUUAUAUAUUUAUUUAAAUCUUACUAUAUUUGUAAUUAUGUUAGGUUUUACUUAAGGUGUCUCCACUUUAGACAAACCUUAACUACUUCACCAUAACUAUCAAACAUUAUUAUAUGGUGCUUUGGAAAACUUGAUUUUGAAUGGUCAUUCACAGCAUUCUGUUUCUGUGGUCAGGUAUUCUUGUGUAAUAUCCACUAAACUCUCAGUUUCUCACUAAAUGGCCUUAGGCAACCAAUUUUGCUAUAUAUCUGUACUAGCAUCAUGUAUCUCGUAUUACUGUGUGGUCUCUAUCUUCUCACAUACGAAAGUCAAUAUUUCAUUUUAUUUAUUUAUUUAUUUAUUUGGCAAGUAGCCAUGUAAUAAGUGGGAUAAUGUACAGUCAUCCUGUCAUUAUCACAAAACAAACCUCCUUUUAUACCACAAAGAUACAACACCUCUCUUGUAUGUCCAGGUAUAUUGUGAUUUAAAUUCUGUAUUUUUGUGUCAUGUAAGUAAAUGAAUGCUUCACCAGUUCAGCUGCUUCUAAACAUACUCAAAUUAUGGCUGGCUCAUCAUUGUGCAUUAUUGCUAGAGAGAUGGAGAGAGAAGAGGGAGUGUCUGUGUCUUGAGUUCAGACUCUUUCGGUAUCCAUACGGAAUAUAAUGUCUGAGGAGGACCAUGACACACUAGUCCAUGGAGACCAAAGCCACAGGAGGUUUCCGCCGUACAGUUGAUGUUGUUGUGGAGGAAUUUCUAACACUGUGACUUUAAUCUGCAUUUAUUUUAAAAGGACGUUAUUUGAAAGGAUCCGUAGUGCAGGCUUUACUGUACAAUUUACAUUUGUGGUUUGUUUACAGCUUAAUGCAUCAGUGAUUACCUGCGAGUCUACAGGAAUUCAGAAUUGUUCCAGGAAUGGAGUCUUUAAGGACUUGUUGCUGCAAAGUAGUUUAAAGAAACAUUGAUCAAACAAGAUGAGUUGCUUUUUUUCUAAAAUCGUUCAAAUGGAAUCUAGCAUAACCUCUUGACCUUGUCCUUAAAUUUUCUUAAAGUAAUCGCAUAGCUACUCGCAGCUAGCACUCGUUGCAAUGGUUAUUCAGGGCAUGGAGCUGUUUGCAGUUGCUGUAGUGCUUCUUAUGUUUAUAAUGGUACUCAAACAGUUUGGUAUCAUGGAGCCACUGCUGGACGACAGCGUUGACAGUGAUCUGGAGUUGUCUAUGGUACGACAUCAGCCAGAGGGCCUGGAGCAGCUCCAGGCUCAGACCAAGUUCACGAGGAAGGAGCUGCAGUCGCUCUACAGAGGCUUCAAAAAUGAGUGUCCCAGCGGAUUGGUGGAUGAGGAGACAUUUAAAUUGAUCUAUUCCCAGUUCUUCCCUCAAGGAGAUGCUACGACAUACGCACAUUUCCUCUUCAAUGCUUUUGACAUGGACCGAAGUGGCUCUAUACGUUUUGAGGACUUUGUAAUCGGCCUGUCUGUUCUGCUUCGAGGUACUGUGACAGAGAAACUGAGGUGGGCCUUUAACCUCUAUGACAUUAAUAAAGAUGGCUACAUCACCAAAGAGGAAAUGCUGGCUAUCAUGAAGUCCAUCUAUGAUAUGAUGGGCAGGCACACCUCUCCUUGUGUCAAAGACGAUGCUGCAUUUGAACACGUGGAGAAAUUCUUCCAGAAAAUGGACCGCAACCGAGACGGAGUUGUAACCAUUGAUGAGUUCAUAGAGGCCUGUCAGAAGGACGAGAACAUUAUGAGCUCCAUGCAGCUGUUUGAGAAUGUCAUCUAGAGCGCAGCAUGAAGUGCAAAAUGAUCCUUGCUCUUUUUCCAGCAACGUUCCAUUAGUCCUCAAGCGCUCCACAGGGACUCUCUAGAAACACUUCUGUUUUGUACCUAGGCCUUGCACAUCAUCUGUAGCAUGUGAAUGAACAUUUUGAUUGAUUGUAUUGAAUGCUAUAACAGGAUGUGGGCCGCCUGCGAGUGUGCCAUUAUUGUAUGUCUCAAUUUAAUCUUAAGUAUUCAAGACAGGUUGUAAAUGCCUGUUUGUAUAUAUGUAGAUAUAUAUGUGCCCUUAAACUGGUUGAUUGCUGCCUAAAUCAAUGAAUUUUUGCAUGUUUGUCUGCUAUUUGUCUGGCCCAUUGUUAUUUUAUACAGAGAAAUAAAGGUAUCUGUGAAUGACUC